Messenger RNA from Trichobilharzia szidati, 918 nucleotides. The record is from the annotation of a GenBank genome assembly. Lineage: Eukaryota; Metazoa; Platyhelminthes; Trematoda; Strigeidida; Schistosomatidae.
AUGCCUGGAGAGGAUGAGCCUCUCCAUGCCUUCAUAACAGCUCCUACAGCUGAGUGCGUGGAUAAAGCAGUAAAGAAAAUAAAUGAAAUUAUUAGACAGGGGAUCGAAAUCCCAGAAAGUCAGAAUGAUCUUCGCAGAGCCCAGUUGCGUGAGCUCGCUCUACUUAAUGGAACUUUACGUGAGCAUGAAGGAUUGAUGAAACUUCGCGCAAUGGCUGAGGCGCAAUCAAUUGCCACCAAUAAAAUUCAGUGUGGUAUAUGUGGAGGUGCUGGACAUUUGUCAACUGACUGUAAAGCGCUACUGGGUGGUCAGGCGUAUCUCGAUCAGCUGAAUGCUAAUCCAUCUGAAAGGGCUAAAAUGGACAGCGAAUAUACUGCAUUGAUGGCGGAACUUGGCGUGGGACCAGGUUCUCAAGGAUUACCUCCAGGUAUCAGAGGAUUCGGAACUUUACAAACCCAACCAGCUCGUCCAGCUCGUCAACCUCCUCCUCCUGGUGUAGCACCUGACGAUGACGACGAUGGAGACACUGGGACCAAUGGGACGACUGCCAUAAUAUCAUCCUCAGCUGCCUCAGUCACAGUUUCCUCUCCGAGUCGAUAUGCAUUCACCCUACCACCACCUCCACCUCCUCCAGCUAAUUAUGCACCAGUGAUAGCUCCUGUUGUUCCUUGGUCCGCUCCUGGUAUCGUUGCACCACCACUCCCUGGAUUUCCCUCUACUACUACAUACCCUACAGGUGUCUCCUCAGCUACGGGAUCAUAUGCCGAGGCAACAGUCGCUACUAAUGGAUCCUCAAUGCAUUCAUGGCAACCUACAGCGUCAUGGGGGGAGGCCGCACCGCAUGUAUCUCCAGUUGCACCCGUUCCUGGUUCAGCACUGGCUGCUCCAUAUUACCUGCAAACAUUUUAUCAUUUUUAG